CAAAAUCUCAGUAGCAAAAAUUUCAUGCAUUUUGCGAUCUUCAAAUUCGAAUUUGCCAAUCGAAUCAAGUGAAGUACUCAAUUCCUCGGAUCCUGAUUCGGCGUGAUGGCGAUGACGUUCGAUGAAUUCGGCCGUCCGUUCAUCAUACUAAGGGAGCAGGAGCAGAAAACCAGAUUGCGCGGCCUCGAUGCGCAGAAGGCCAAUAUCGCCGCCGGAAAAGCCGUGGCGCGAAUCCUCCGCACUUCUCUCGGACCUAAAGGCAUGGACAAGAUGCUCCAGAGCCCCGACGGCGAGGUCACCAUCACAAAUGACGGUGCCACGAUCCUGGAGCAGAUGGAUGUGGACAACCAGAUUGCCAAGCUCAUGGUUGAGCUGUCUCGGAGUCAGGACUACGAAAUUGGCGAUGGAACAACGGGGGUUGUUGUCAUGGCUGGUGCUCUUCUAGAACAUGCGCAGAAGUUGCUGGAACGCGGAAUUCAUCCCAUUCGCAUUGCAGAAGGCUAUGAGAUGGCUUCGAGGGUAGCUGUUGAUCAUUUGGAACGUAUAUCGCAUAAGUUUGAGUUUAGUGCGACAAAUGUUGAAUCUCUCAUUCAGACCUGUAUGACUACUUUAUCUUCCAAGAUUGUGAAUAGGUGUAAGCGCAGUCUUGCAGAGAUUGCUGUUAAAGCAGUUCUUGCCGUUGCAGAUUUAGAGAGGAAGGAUGUUAAUCUUGACUUGAUUAAAGUAGAGGGUAAAGUAGGUGGAAAGUUGGAGGAUACUGAGCUGAUAUAUGGAAUUGUUGUUGAUAAAGAUAUGAGUCAUCCACAGAUGCCAAAGCACAUCGAGGAUGCAAAAAUUGCCAUUUUGACUUGCCCCUUCGAGCCUCCAAAGCCAAAGACUAAGCAUAAGGUUGAUAUUGAUACUGUGGAGAACUUCCAAACAUUGCGCGAACAAGAGCAGAAAUACUUUGAUGAUAUGGUUCAGAAGUGCAAGGAUGUUGGGGCUACGUUAGUUAUCUGCCAAUGGGGUUUUGAUGAUGAAGCAAACCACUUACUGAUGCACAGAGACUUGCCUGCUGUCAGAUGGGUUGGUGGAGUUGAGUUAGAGCUGAUUGCCAUUGCUACAGGUGGGAGAAUUGUGCCAAGAUUUCAAGAGUUGACACCAGAGAAGCUGGGCAAGGCUGGUUUGGUUCGAGAAAAAGCAUUUGGAACCACUAAGGAUCAGAUGAUAUAUAUUGAGCACUGUGCAAACUCAAGGGCUGUAACAAUAUUUAUACGUGGUGGUAACAAAAUGAUGAUAGAGGAAACUAAGCGCAGCCUCCAUGAUGCUUUAUGCGUUGCAAGGAACCUUAUCCGAAACAAUUCCAUAGUAUAUGGAGGUGGUUCUGCUGAAAUUUCUUGUUCAAUUGCUGUUGAUGCAGCUGCUGAUAAAUACCCAGGAGUUGAACAGUAUGCAAUCAGGGCAUUUGCUGAUGCAUUAGAUGCUGUCCCAAUGGCAUUGGCUGAAAACAGUGGUCUCCAGCCAAUCGAAACUUUAUCUGCUGUCAAGUCUCAGCAAAUUAAGGAUAACAACUCCUGCUGCGGGAUUGAUUGCAACGAUGUUGGCACAAAUGACAUGCGUGAACAAAAUGUCUUUGAGACUUUGAUCGGGAAGCAACAGCAGAUCCUGCUAUCAACUCAAGUUGUUAAGAUGGUUAUGAAAAUUGAUGAUGUUAUCUCACCAUCCGAAUUUUGAUUUUUUUCGUUGAGUUAGACAGCUGAUUGGAGAGCUGCCUUUUCUAGAAUAGAGCCGACUUGUGCAACUCUGCUCAUGGCUCUUGAAACCUUACACAUGAUUCCAUUAUGGUCACUGUUGAGUGUAGGUGCAAACUCACAUGCUUUUGUUGUCGGUGCUGGAUGUGUCGUAUUCCGGUAUUAAUAACUACCAUUGUGGUGUGCCCUCUAGGUUAAAAUUCUGCAGUGGCAUAGAUGGGCCUCGGAUUCAUAAAUCCGCCACGCGACAAGGUAUGAAUAGUCAUGGGAUCGAAUGAAAUUAGUUGAGACGUAAGUUAGGAUUGAAAGAAUGAGAUUCAGUUGCAUCAUGUCUCUGUAUUAGAACUUGAGUUGCUAAUACUGCAUUGAUGUUUUAAUGGCGAAAGACUCUUUCGCAUUAGUUUGUGUUUUGUCGACAUUUGUUAAAACCUCGUGAAAUUGAUUAAAACAUCAACACAAAUUUUGA
Molecule: messenger RNA, 2196 nt
Organism: Salvia splendens (bonfire salvia)
Lineage: Eukaryota; Viridiplantae; Streptophyta; Magnoliopsida; Lamiales; Lamiaceae
Product: T-complex protein 1 subunit epsilon
Exons: 9
Coding region: 106-1713 (535 amino acids)
Biological process (GO): protein folding
Molecular function (GO): ATP-dependent protein folding chaperone; ATP hydrolysis activity; ATP binding
Source: RefSeq, a predicted model, not a curated record